AGACUCCGGUGUGCGCGUGCUUUGUCUUCUCUCCCUAUAAACCAACGUUGGUCUCUGUCCAUGAGAGCCCAAACACGCUUUCAAGUUGCCAAAUUUCAUCCCCCUUUCCCUCACAUUCUCAAUUCUGAUUCUGCGAUACCAAUUUCUUCUUCUGAAGAUGGAUAUGAAAAGCAGAGGAAUUCCAUUUACCAUGUUUUUGCUCUUUCUGCUCCUUUCUGCAAUUUUCUCAACCUCUUUCUCCAAAACCGAUCACGUUCUCAACUCCAAGAAGCCAAUACCCCCAUCCUCUGUUGCUUUCCGGAUUCAAGGAAAUGUAUAUCCACUUGGGUAUUACACGGUGAGCUUCCCCAUUGGAAAUCCCCCUAAGCUUUAUGAUCUUGACAUUGACACGGGUAGUGAUUUCACUUGGGUACAGUGUGAUGCACCGUGUUCAGGUUGCACCAUACCUCGAAAUAGCCAGUAUAAACCCCGUGGCAACCUUGUGAAAUGUGGGGAUCCCUUGUGUGGUGCAAUCCAGUCAGCACCUAGCCAUCCCUGUGCUGAUCCAAAUGGGCAAUGUGACUUUGAGGUUGAGUAUGCAGAUCAAGGAUCAUCUCUUGGUGUGUUAGUCCGAGAUAAUAUUCCACUUAAACUCUCUAAUGGAUCUUUAGCUCGCCCUAUGUUGUCCUUCGGGUGUGGAUAUGAUUUGCAUUCUGGUCACAGUCCCCCACCUUCCACAGCAGGGGUUCUUGGCCUUGGAAAUGGCAAGACAAGCAUUCUGUUCCAGCUUAACUCUCUUGGCCUAAUUCGCAAUGUGGUAGGACACUGCUUAAGUGGGAGAGGAGGAGGGUUUUUAUUCUUUGGAGAUAAAUUCAUUCCUCAAUCUGGAGUUGUUUGGACACCCAUAUUGCAAAGUUCCUCUUCCUCGGUAAAACACUAUAAAACAGGUCCAGCAGACUUGUUUUUCAAUGGAAAGCCUACUCCUAUCAAGGGUCUUGAACUUACCUUUGAUAGUGGAAGCUCGUACACAUACUUCAAUUCACAAGCUCAUAGAGCUCUUGUUCAACUGGUAACUAAUGAUAUAAAGGGGAAACCAUUAAGCAGAGCAACUGAGGAUCAAACACUACCAGUUUGUUGGAAGGGUCCAAAGCCUUUCAAAUCUCUACAUGAUGUCAGUAGCAAUUUUAAGCCCCUGGCAUUGAGCUUCACAAAAUCAAAGAAUUCGCUGCUGCAACUACCACCACAAGCUUAUCUAAUUGUCACUAAAUAUGGCAAUGUCUGCUUGGGGAUUCUAGACGGCACUGAAAUAGGACUGGGAAAUAUUAACAUAAUUGGAGACAUCUCUUUACAAGAUAAGAUAGUAAUUUAUGACAACGAGAAACAUCAGAUUGGAUGGGCCCCUGCCACAUGCCAAGUGUAAUUGACCUUCCAAGUCAUAAAUCAAUCGUGAUUUUUUUGUAUAGUUGAGAGUUGAGACUGCUAUUACGGCUUUCUCACAAGAAAAAUCUUAGCAGAUCGGUGCUCUGCAUCUUAUGAUGUUGUAAAUUUUCAAUGUCAAUGAGCCAUUAGGCGAGGAAUGUUAGGAUGCAAAAUGGUUGGGGUAGCAUGUAUAAUCUAAUAAUCCCAUACAUAUGGUACAACAUCAUUCGUUUAUACUUUUAUAUUUAGCAGUUUACUAUACUUUUGAUUUCA
Cajanus cajan (pigeon pea) is the source of this 1671-nucleotide messenger RNA. Its product is annotated as aspartic proteinase Asp1. Gene Ontology annotation, molecular function: aspartic-type endopeptidase activity. Lineage: Eukaryota; Viridiplantae; Streptophyta; Magnoliopsida; Fabales; Fabaceae. The record is from RefSeq and is a predicted model, not a curated record. Gene Ontology annotation, biological process: proteolysis.